Messenger RNA from Myripristis murdjan (pinecone soldierfish), 1910 nucleotides. It is a transcript of the gene rae1, whose product is annotated as ribonucleic acid export 1. NCBI's taxonomy places the organism in Eukaryota, Metazoa, Chordata, Actinopteri, Holocentriformes, Holocentridae. The record is from RefSeq and is a predicted model, not a curated record. The transcript is spliced from 13 exons. Gene Ontology annotation, molecular function: protein binding. Bases 148 to 1254 code for a protein of 368 amino acids.
CAGAGAAACGUCAUCAGUCAGCGACUCAACCAAGAGAGCAAACGCCACAUUUCUGUAGCGCCAAAUAAUAGUGUCAAUUUUUUUGCCUUAUCGAGUCGUACACACAACCACAUUUGAGGCAUAGAUUUCUCCCGACGUCAACCCACCAUGAGUUUGUUUGGGACAAGCGCCGGCUUUGGAACAGGAGGGACCGGUGUGUUUGGAAGCACAACGACAGAUAGCCAUAAUCCCAUGAAGGAUGUUGAGGUGACUUCUCCACCAGAUGACAGCAUCAGCUGCCUGGCGUUCAGUCCUCCCACCAUGCCAGGGAACUUCCUCAUUGGGGGAUCCUGGGCCAACGAUGUUCGGUGCUGGGAGGUACAAGACAAUGGACAGACUGUCCCCAAGGCCCAACAGAUGCACACUGGCCCGGUGCUAGAUGUGUGCUGGAGCGAUGAUGGGAGCAAAGUGUUCACAGCUUCAUGUGACAAGACAGCCAAGAUGUGGGACCUUAACAGCAACCAGGCAAUGCAGAUCGCACAGCAUGAUGGUCCAAUCAAGUCAAUCCACUGGAUAAAAGCACCCAACUACAGCUGUAUCAUGACCGGCAGCUGGGACAAAACAUUGAAGUUCUGGGACACUCGCUCUCCCAAUCCCAUGAUGUCUCUGCAGAUGCCCGAGAGAUGCUACUGUGCAGAUGUUGUGUACCCUAUGGCAGUGGUGGCUACAGCUGAGAGAGGCCUAAUCGUCUACCAGCUGGAGAACCAGCCCUCAGAGUUUCGUAGAAUAGAUUCUCCUCUUAAACAUCAGCACCGCUGUGUCGCCAUAUUUAAGGACAAGCAGAACAAGCCCACCGGCUUUGCACUGGGAAGCAUUGAGGGCCGAGUGGCCAUCCACUAUAUCAACCCUCCAAACCCAGCCAAAGACAACUUCACCUUCAAGUGCCACAGGUCCAAUGGAACCAACACAGCCACUCCACAGGACAUCUACGCUGUGAAUGCUAUCUCCUUCCACCCUGUGCACGGCACGCUGGCCACUGUGGGCUCAGACGGGCGCUUCAGCUUCUGGGAUAAAGACGCUCGCACCAAGCUGAAGACCUCGGAGCAGCUCGACCAGCCCAUUACAGCCUGUUGCUUCAACAACAACGGCAACAUCUUUGCCUAUGCCUCCAGUUACGACUGGUCAAAGGGCCACGAGUACUACAACCCUCAGAAAAAGAACUACAUCUUCCUGAGGAACGCCGCCGAGGAGCUGAAGCCUCGGAACAAGAAAUGAUUCAUCGUGCCAAGUCGCAUCAGUUGUGGGGAAACGCGGAAGACCUGCUGCUUUAGUGUGUGUAUACGCUCAAGACAGAGACACCUUCCUUUCGGCAAACACCUGGACCAAUGCCGUGACACUGCAUACUGUGCAUGGACCAAUCAGAGGGGCCUAUCCAACCCGGCGUUGAUGACAGCUGCGUGACAAUUGGUCUCAGAGGUCAUCAGGGGGGUUAAUUUGUCAUUCAUCUUGAUGUUUUGGGUUUUUUUAUCAUUGUGUGCAGCUCCUUAUUUUUUUACACAGCUUUCCAAAGACUUUACGUUCUCUUUUGAUUUGCUGUUUCUCCGUGGUGUAGUUCGAAAACUGAAAACUGAAAACUGAAAUGUGAAAUAAAUAACAUUGCGCAUACUCUUAGAUUUUUACAUGUUUAUUCCAACCUGAGGGAGUCAGUACGUUAGAAAACAAAAACAAAAAUGUUGUGGCCACUGUAUAUGUGUUUGUUGGGGACUUUACUUGGCGGAACUGUAUUUUGCAUGCUUUACCAUGGACUACUAGACCACGAUCUCAUAUUCCAGCUGUACAACUCCUUUCUUCAUGCAUGUGGGUCUCUCCUUAACAUUGGAAUCGCCGCAAAAUCAAAUGGAUAACACUGAACAACGACUGUAUCACAAUGA